Molecule: messenger RNA, 855 nt
Organism: Rhipicephalus microplus (southern cattle tick)
Lineage: Eukaryota; Metazoa; Arthropoda; Arachnida; Ixodida; Ixodidae
Product: shematrin-like protein 2
Source: RefSeq, a predicted model, not a curated record
AUGGCCGGUGGAUUGCUUGGAGGCUACGGCCUUGGCUAUGGUGGUGGCUACGGUGGGGGAUUCGGAGGAGGCUUUGGCGGAGGUGUCGGCGGCGUCGGCAUUGGUAGCAGCGUGGCUCUCUUGCACAGUGGUCCAGGCUUUGCGAAGGCUAUCGCUGGCCCUGCGUUCCUCGUGAAGAGUGUUCAUCACGUUCACAAGCUGCACGGAGGAGGAGCGGUCAUUGCGCACUCUGGCUUGGGAGGGGGAUACGGAGGCGGUUACGGAGGAGGAUACGGAGGAGGAUAUGGUGGCUUCGGUUACGGCGGCUAUGGUCUCGGCUAUGGCUUCAAGGGUUGAACACCACACGCAACUUUAUGGUCUAGUGAACGCUAUCAUUAGUUCACUACUAUGACAGAGAAUAAUUGGGCGUAGAGACUGGCCCCGAUAAGCAGACUGGUGGAGACUAUGCGCAUAACAAUACUUUGGCGCGUUAGGUCUGCGUGCGAUGGGGUAGUAGUUGCUGUAAUGAUAGAUAUCACUAUGAAUUGUUAUGAAGCCGAGUGCGAGAGUGAUAGGUACACAACUUUCAUAAAAUCGUAAUAGCCAUUCUCACCGACGCUUUGCGAAUGCUGCAUUUCAGCGAUGCUAGUUCAGAACGCAUUGUUGUAUCAUUUUUAUCAUGGCUUGUUUAAUUUGAAGUAUUGCUUCGUGUCAUCGAAGAGUCUUUCUCAUGCACUGUAUAUAUGCAUUGUAGUCAAGAAAAAAAUACAGCAACGUUUUUCAGCAUGCAAUUGUGUUUUCUUUAUGUAUGCUUUGCGGGCCCAAUGUGGGAAAGAGGGGAGGCGUACGAACUGCCGAAAAAUUGAGAGUAGGUGA